Corylus avellana is the source of this 687-nucleotide messenger RNA. NCBI's taxonomy places the organism in Eukaryota, Viridiplantae, Streptophyta, Magnoliopsida, Fagales, Betulaceae. The record is from RefSeq and is a predicted model, not a curated record.
AUGGCAAACAUCACUACUGCCCAUGAUCUUCAUGUUGGUUCUCCUUAUCCAUCUCCAUUACCAAAUAAUGUGGGUUCGGCUGAUGAGUAUGAUGAGUCCUACGUGGAAUCCUAUCAUAUUUGGGAGGAUCUCAAGGCACAAUUCUCUCAAGUGAAUGGCCCUCGCAUGUUUCAACUAGAACAAGAUAUUUCCAAUCUUGUUCAAGGUACUAUGUUAGUGGCCACAUACUUCUCCAAACUGAAGAGUCUUUGGGAUGAACUUUCUGCACUUCAACCUAAUCUUUCAUGUUCUUGUGGUGCCAUGAAAGAUGUCUUACAACUUCAACAUAACCGAAGUACCACAAAGUUUUUAAUGGGGCUCAAUGGAUCAUAUACUACCAUUCGCAGACACAUCCUCCUGAUGGACCCUCUAUCUUCUAUCAACCAAGCCUAUGCCUUAGUUCUUCAAAAGAAACGACAACGCAACAUUUCUAUUCCAUCCACCGUUGAAGGCGUUGCUCUAGCAGCUAAAAGUGGUCCCCCGCCAUGGAAGAAUGGUAGAUUAGGACAACCUAAGAAGGAUCGACCGAAGUGCAUUCAAUGUGGUCGUGAUGGGCACACCAUUGAUUGUUGUUAUCAUCUCCACGGUUUCCCUCCAAGCUCUCGCUACACAAAGCUUGGUACCAAGCCCCCACCUCAUGCCCACUAG